UCUGGUCGAAUCGUUCUUUCCGCUCUUGGCAGCCGUACCAGCCGUUCGAAUCCCGUCCGACUUCGGUGCCCGCGCCGUUUCAGCCAGCAGCAAUCAGUUCGGCAGGGAAACGUUGCAGCAGCAUCCCGGACGCUAUCACCACCGCGAACCGUCAACACGCACGACACCCUCCGACGACGACCUUGAACUCGUCGCAGUACCAACGACCGACAGAAUCACCGGCACGAGCGUCGGUUUCCCCUAGUUUAUUCGCAACCAGCGCAAUAGCUCCACCGGUAGAAAUUAUGCCUGAAGAGACGAAAUACGCGUACACCAAUGGGUUCGCGAACGGACAUGCAAACGGCGGAUUGCCGCCAGAAAGCCCGGACGGUGAAAUGUUCCUGUUCACUUCCGAGUCCGUCGGCGAAGGACAUCCAGAUAAAAUGUGCGAUCAGAUUAGUGAUGCUAUUUUGGAUGCACAUUUGCAACAAGAUCCUGAUGCUAAAGUUGCCUGUGAAACUGUAACCAAAACUGGAAUGGUAUUACUUUGUGGAGAAAUAACAUCCAAAGCUAAUGUGGACUAUCAGAAAGUAGUCAGAGACACAGUUAAACAUAUAGGAUAUGAUGAUUCGUCAAAAGGUUUUGAUUACAAGACAUGUUCGGUGAUGCUUGCUCUUGAUGAACAAUCACCAAAUAUUGCUGCUGGUGUGCAUAUCAACAGGCCUGCUGAGGAGGUUGGUGCUGGAGAUCAGGGCCUUAUGUUUGGCUAUGCUACUGAUGAAACUGAAGAAUGUAUGCCUUUAACUGUUGUAUUAGCUCACAAGCUUAAUGAGAAAGUAGCUGAACUCCGAAGAAAUGGAGUACUUUGGUGGGCACGUCCUGAUACAAAAACACAGGUUACAUGUGAAUACUGCUUGGUUGGUGGUGCUUGCAUUCCGCAAAGAGUUCAUACUGUUGUAAUAUCUGUUCAACAUUCUGAAAAAAUAACCCUAGAAAACUUAAGACAAGAAGUUAUGUCAAAAGUUGUUAAGACAGUGAUACCAUCCCAGUAUCUUGAUGAAAGAACAGUUUUCCACAUUAAUCCAUGCGGUAAUUUUGUUAUGGGUGGUCCUCAAUGUGAUGCGGGCUUGACUGGACGAAAAAUUAUUGUUGACACAUAUGGUGGCUGGGGAGCUCAUGGAGGUGGUGCAUUCUCGGGCAAAGAUUUUACUAAAGUUGAUCGAUCAGCUGCAUAUGCUGCUCGUUGGGUUGCUAAAUCUUUAGUUAAAUCUGGUCUUUGCAAACGUUGCCUUGUACAAGUUUCUUAUGCCAUUGGAGUAGCUGAACCAAUAUCAAUUACACUUUUCCAUUAUGGCACAUCUACUAAAUCUCAGAAGGAGUUGUUGAAAAUCGUUAAUAGUAAUUUUGAUUUAAGACCUGGAAAGAUCGUCAGGGACUUGAACUUACGGAAUCCAAUUUACCAAAAGACAAGCACCUAUGGACAUUUUGGACGCGACAUAUUUCCAUGGGAGAAACCCAAGAUUUUGGUCGACUAAUGAAGGCAGACUUCUUACACAGUGUGUAUGAUUUUAAAAAAAAGCAUAGAGUUUAAAUUUUUUUAACAUUAACGAAUCAAAUGUUGCCACCUGUUUUGUCGUAGUGUAAGAUACUCUAUUAAGUAUAUUAGAAUUUUCAUAGGUUUCCCAUUAUUUUUAAUCAAUUUAUAAAUUUUUCUUAAAAAAUUAGAUUUCUUAAAAAAAAUCGAAACUUAUUGCAUAUUACUGCAAAUAUUAUUGUAAUUAAUACGGUAAGUUAUGCAAUGUAAUAAAGAAAACUAUGUAUCAGACUUAAUUUACCUUAGGGUCUGUUAAAAUUAAAAAUUGAAAAUUGAACAUAGACACUUCACUUUAAUUAAUCAC
Messenger RNA from Sipha flava (yellow sugarcane aphid), 1877 nucleotides. RefSeq names its product S-adenosylmethionine synthase-like. Lineage: Eukaryota; Metazoa; Arthropoda; Insecta; Hemiptera; Aphididae. Gene Ontology annotation, biological process: S-adenosylmethionine biosynthetic process. The transcript is spliced from 10 exons. Bases 285 to 1514 code for a protein of 409 amino acids. Gene Ontology annotation, molecular function: ATP binding; methionine adenosyltransferase activity. Gene Ontology annotation, cellular component: cytosol. The record is from RefSeq and is a predicted model, not a curated record.